This is a messenger RNA of Bactrocera tryoni, 714 nucleotides long. RefSeq lists its product as uncharacterized. The coding region runs from base 1 to 714 and encodes 237 amino acids. The transcript is spliced from 2 exons. Lineage: Eukaryota; Metazoa; Arthropoda; Insecta; Diptera; Tephritidae. The record is from RefSeq and is a predicted model, not a curated record.
AUGAGCGCAGCGCAGCCCCACCAACAAGGCCGUAGGCAUUCUCUGAAUGCCCACUUCAGCUUUGUCGAGCCUGCGAAUACAGCUCACAACAACAAACAAGGCAACGGUGAGAAUGAUGAGUCAUCGAAGCGAACAACUGAGCAGCAUCAUAAGCAGAGCGUACAAAAUACAAAAGCAGCAGAGAAAGGCAAACAACAACAGCCAUCAACAAAAGUGAUCACACCAACAAGUAAGCAGGUACCAGCAAGCACGCCAGCGAAGAAUAACAUAACGCAAGGGGAGAAUGUACCAUUAAAAAAAGGCCAGUCUGUGCAAACUGGCAUUGAUCGCUACGUUAAUAUAAAAAGAAAAUUAAGUCCUUCAAAGGCAGCGGUCAAUCCUAAAAAAUUUCAGGUCGGCACACCAAAUAUGAAUAAAACGGGAGCUUUAAAUGGCAACAGAUUUGCCUUACUAAGCAAGAGUUCAGACGACGUUGCGAAGGAGUUCAAGAUGGACGUGGACAUGCCUACAACACCAACUGUUCGGUCAGCCACCAACGGGCCACUUAUUGGGUCUCCUCCUCCGCCCCGCUCAACCAAUGCGACAGUAUCGACUGCUGCUUCUGGUAGUGGUUCACGAGCAGCCCCAUCAACGCCAUCCGCUCAAGUCGAGCCGCGUCGCAUUCGAUGUCCGCUGUGUCGCCGGAAACAUCGACCAACACUGUGGGCUCUUUAA